Molecule: messenger RNA, 323 nt
Organism: Paralichthys olivaceus (Japanese flounder)
Lineage: Eukaryota; Metazoa; Chordata; Actinopteri; Pleuronectiformes; Paralichthyidae
Source: RefSeq, a predicted model, not a curated record
GGAAACAGAAACACGCUCUGUCGGCUCUGGACGUGUUGGAGGCGGCGAACACUGAGUCCAUCGACCUGGACAAUCUGAAACUGCUGCAGCUGAUUGGUCGAGGUCGUUACGGCGCAGUGUUUCGUGGCAGUCUUAACGAGCGCUGUGUUGCUGUCAAACUCUUCAGCUCGGCUAACCGACAGAACUUUGCUAACGAGUGCUCGAUCUACUGCCUCCCUCUUCUGCGGCAGCACAACAACAUCAGCCGCUUCCUGACUGCCGAUGAGAGGACGACGGCUGACGGACAGCCAGAGUUCCUGAUCGUCAUGGAGUACUAUCCACAU